Brassica oleracea var. oleracea is the source of this 1554-nucleotide messenger RNA. Its product is annotated as F-box/kelch-repeat protein At5g48980-like. Lineage: Eukaryota; Viridiplantae; Streptophyta; Magnoliopsida; Brassicales; Brassicaceae. The record is from RefSeq and is a predicted model, not a curated record. The transcript has 2 exons. The coding region runs from base 167 to 1270 and encodes 367 amino acids. Gene Ontology annotation, molecular function: protein binding.
AACUACACAACGAUCAAUAACUUAUCCGGCUCCGCGCUUGCGCGUAUAUCCCAUUUAAACAAAGCCCAGCAAAUUCAGCGCGUAUACCUUACGGGCCCAAAGUACUUGUAGAGUCUUUGCAGUGCAGAGAGAGGGAGAAAGGAGCCAAAACCCUAAUCCUUUUGAAAUGUCGUCGACAGCCAUCGAUUCCGGUCAAGAGCCACCUUCGAAGAAGCCGGCGAUAGAACCUACGACAAAUCUGCCACUUCCAAAAGAGCUAGUAUUGGGUUGCUUAGCCCGCGUCUCAAGAUCGCACUACCCCAUUCUCUCACUCGUCUCCAAGAUCUUUCGUUCGCUCACUUCUUCACCGGAGCUUUACCAGACCCGAUCUCUCUUAAACCGCACCGAGAACUGUCUCUAUGUGUGCUUGCAGUUCCCCAAUGACCCUAACCUCCGCUGGUUCACUCUCUAUCGGAAACCCGACAAAGCGCUUAACAAUAAGAAGAAAAAGAAAAAGGAGACUUCGAGUGGGUAUGUUUUGGGUCAAGUUCGGAUUGGUCAUAGGCUCUACGCCAUCAGCGAUGGCCCCUGCUCUUCUAACGUCUUCUUCCUCGACUGUCGAACGCAUGCGUGGGUCGAAACUCCAAGCCUGAGGUUUGCUCACUCCUUACCAGAGUGCGGUGGAAUGAUGUAUUUACCAGGAGGCUCCGAGAACCCAGAUUCUCUGAAAUGUGUGGAAGUGUUUAACGUAAAGACACAAAUUUGGAACCCCGUGCCUCCCGAGGAGAAGAUAUUCAGACUCAGAGAUUUACAAGGAAGGGCUUACAAGAACAAUGAUGUAGUGGCGUCUCGUAGGUCGCCUGUGGUUGUAAGGCUAAAGGAUUAUACAUUGCACUUGGUAGGAUCUUAUACUCUUUGUUUGAUAGAGAAUACAUUUUAUCGCUAUGAUGCAUCGUCCAGUGGGAAGCUAGUUUGGUGGAACCGUGAUACCGAACCAGAUGUUUGGAGGAAACCAGAUGUUUGGAGGAAAGUUAAAGGUUUGGAAGGACUGCCUAAGUUUACCCGCUAUAGCAAUGUUUAUCUGGUUGAAAGUGGUGGUAAGUUGGUGGUGUUUUGGGAUACGUGUGUGCCUGCACGUGGUGGGUUUAGGGAGAAGACGAUUUGGUGUGCAGAGAUCUCGUUGGAAACGGGCAGCGGUGAUGGGGUUUGGGGAAAGGUAGAGUGGUUCGAUGCUGUGCUUACAGUACCAAAGUCUUACAAAUUCGUGUAUGCUAUUGCUGCUACCCUUUGAAGGGAAUGAAUCAGGUUAUGUUUUGUUAGUAUAUGUCAUUUCUUGAAGGUAUGUCAUGUUUCUUGUAGAUGAUUAAGCUUAUUAUGUAUCUGUCUCUUUGAUUUCAAACUCUUUAGGCUACUCUUCGAUGAAUGAGUCAUGAGACAAGCGGCUUCCAACUUGUAUGUGUUUGUCUUGUGUUUUUAGCUACUUGUAAACCUAUGCAUUCACUUUUAGCAUAGUUUUUGUCUUUUAAAACGCUUUUUGUUUGUUGAUGUUGCAUUAGUUGCAUAGAAGGCCUACGG